Molecule: messenger RNA, 1807 nt
Organism: Leptomonas pyrrhocoris
Lineage: Eukaryota; Euglenozoa; Kinetoplastea; Trypanosomatida; Trypanosomatidae
Product: putative mitochondrial Aquaporin 9
Exons: 1
Coding region: 956-1807 (283 amino acids)
Biological process (GO): glycerol transmembrane transport; water transport
Cellular component (GO): plasma membrane
Molecular function (GO): water channel activity; glycerol channel activity
Source: RefSeq, a predicted model, not a curated record
AGACAAUCCUAAUCAAAACGUUUUUCUUCUUCGUGUCUCCCGAUUUUUGUAUAACUCCCUCUCUCUGCGCUAUCCGCAUUCCCCACUGCUGUGCCAACGACGGAGUCUACGUUCGCUUAUGCUUUUACCUUCCUUCUCCUUUCACGUUGUAUGAGCUUCGAGUUUUAGAAUUGGUGUUUGUGCUUCAGAGGAUUCGAGCUCACGGCGUUUGUUCAAUCGUACUCCGUCCUGGCCUGCACACCGCACGUAUCAACGAAGAUGUUUAAGGAUUCUGUACGCCGUGUCCCUUCGGUGGCAGCGCAUCGCCUUCAGUUCCUGACGCGGAUAGUAGACGCGUGCAUCGGGCCACUCGCUGUGUCUUUUGCAGCAACUGAAACAUCGAAAAGCGCUUGCUGUGACGACGUAAACCCGCCCUUUCUGCACACACUAGUUUGAUGUUUCUGUGGGUUACGUUCCACUGCGCGGGCUCCCUCUCUCUGCGCUAUCCGCAUUCCCCACUGCUGUGCCAACGACGGAGUCUACGUUCGCUUAUGCUUUUACCUUCCUUCUCCUUUCACGUUGUAUGAGCUUCGAGUUUUAGAAUUGGUGUUUGUGCUUCAGAGGAUUCGAGCUCACGGCGUUUGUUCAAUCGUACUCCGUCCUGGCCUGCACACCGCACGUAUCAACGAAGAUGUUUAAGGAUUCUGUACGCCGUGUCCCUUCGGUGGCAGCGCAUCGCCUUCAGUUCCUGACGCGGAUAGUAGACGCGUGCAUCGGGCCACUCGCUGUGUCUUUUGCAGCAACUGAAACAUCGAAAAGCGCUUGCUGUGACGACGUAAACCCGCCCUUUCUGCACACACUAGUUUGAUGUUUCUGUGGGUUACGUUCCACUGCGCGGGCCCCCGACAACAAUAAUGUCGACAACGAAGCGCAAUUCUAUGGCGACAAGCAAGAGAACCCUCAGGAGGCCCACGAGAUGGAGGAGGACAACGGAGAGGAGGUGACGGUGGAUGACAAGCUGAACCUCAUGUCGCAGGACGCAUGGCCGCUCUAUCGCUACCGGUGGUGGCUGCGUGAGUACUUCUCGGAGUUCUUCGGCACCUUCUUCCUGAUCUCCUUCGGCGACGGUGUCUGCGCCACGAUGCUGUUCCACGCCGGCGACACCGCUGCCAGCCAGACCAACGCGAGUUGGCUCGGCAUUACCUUUGGCUGGGGCAUCGGGCUUACCAUCGCACUCUACGUGAGCAUGGGCGUCUCUGGCGGGCACUUGAAUCCCGCGGUGACCUUGGCGAACUGCGUCUUUGGUGCGUUUCCGUGGAGGAAGGCCCCCGGGUUCAUUCUUGCCCAAAUCCUUGGCGGCAUGGUGGGCGGCGCCAACGUGUACGCGCUCUUCAAGCCGUUCUUUGACAAGGGGGAGCAGAACCUGCUGCCCGGCGAGACCAUGACCACGAAGUACGGCGGCAUCUUCUGCACCUACCCCGGCGUGCCGAACGGGUACGCCGUGUGGAGUGAGCUGUUCAACACGAUGGCGCUGAUGAUGGGCAUUCUUGGCAUCAACGAUGACCGGAUGACGCCCGCCAUCAACUUCAAGCCCUGCGCGGUGGGUGCGCUGGUCUUCUGCAUCGGUCUCACCACCGGUGUGAACUCCGGCUAUGCCAUCAACCCGGCGCGUGACCUUGGCCCGCGUAUGAUCACGGGAAUGCUGUGGGGCUCGGACCCGUUCACCGUCCACCACCACUACUUCUGGAUUCCGAUGUUCUGUCCCGUCUUCGGCGCCAUUAUUGGUGCGUUCUUCUACGUUCUCUUCAUCGUCCCCAAGGGCGUUUAG